ACUUGAGAUGAUGUCUGAUGCUAUUGAUGAAACACUUGACAAAGAUGAGGCGAAGGAGGAAACAGAAGAGCUUACAAACCAGGGACUUCUGCAUCAUCAGGCAGGAGUGGACUGUCGUCCGCAUCCAGUCCGCCUUCCAUGCAUUCCUGGUAGGCUUACCUGCCGCCUUUGUUUUUUUUGUCCUCUCACUGGUUCUUGUCAGUGGAUGUGUGAAUGCUUGGAGGGCGUUGAGGGCACUGCGGGGCAUUGUGCGGCUACAGGCGCUGGUGCGCGGCUGCCGCGUGCGCAAGCAGCUCGCAAUCAUGCAAAAGUGCAUGAACGCGCUCCUCAAGGUCCAGGAGCACGGACGAGACCGUUGCUUCUAGAUCUCCAUGGACGUCUGCCACUUACAAGACAUCCUUGACGACCGAAGCGACCAUGCUAAUCCUGUCAAGGAAGCGGAGGUAUAAACAACAAGCCCUUCAAAACUUGCUUAGGACAGCGACAAUGCAUCCUUGCGAUGUUUUAUGUCAAGCCUGACAUCUGAACAAAAUUUUAGUUAGCUGCAGAGUGUUCUGUAGGGCAAUUGAUCUUCACAGUUGUUUAGUUUUAAACAUCUAAAUUAUAGCUGCAUCUUGUUCCUUAAUGGUUAGCUGCUUUCUUCUCACAAAGCUCAUAUUAGUUGUCAAGGGUUU
Messenger RNA from Zea mays, 674 nucleotides. RefSeq lists its product as uncharacterized. The coding region runs from base 18 to 365 and encodes 115 amino acids. The transcript is spliced from 2 exons. Lineage: Eukaryota; Viridiplantae; Streptophyta; Magnoliopsida; Poales; Poaceae. The record is from RefSeq and is a predicted model, not a curated record.